Messenger RNA from Amphimedon queenslandica, 1236 nucleotides. RefSeq lists its product as uncharacterized. The coding region runs from base 207 to 1187 and encodes 326 amino acids. The transcript is spliced from 2 exons. The record is from RefSeq and is a predicted model, not a curated record. NCBI's taxonomy places the organism in Eukaryota, Metazoa, Porifera, Demospongiae, Haplosclerida, Niphatidae.
UCGUAAAUGGAUAAAAUUGGUAACACCUGGUCAAACUUGUGCAUUUGUUACACUACAUCUCUUUCUCACUAUAAUAAUACUGCUUCAAGUUAAAUCAGUCAUCUUCAAAUUACUACUGUAUUGCCUAUACUAUCAGCUCUCUCUUUGCUGGACUUGAAAUCUCUCCUUGACUCUAUCAUCUUCAUUUGUCAUAUACUUAAGAGUCCAUGGCUACAGCAGCAGAUACACUGUUGCUAGCUGAAUCCAGUGACACCAUUACUGGAGGUAGCAGUGAUCAUAGCAUAAGGACACUGACACCACAGACUGCACAAUUCACAGAGCCAGUUCUGAGUCUUCUACUUGAUCCUAUCGUCUCCUAUGAUGACUUGCUCAGAGAUGCAAAGAUGAAACUCAACAGGCAGAGAGCAGCAAGCAGUGAUGAUAUAUUGGGUCCAAAGCAAAUAAGAAGACAGGGUUUGCGUCAAUAUUCAUCUCUAGAAGCUCUUAAUCUGGACAUCAUAGCAACCCCUUUAAGACAAAGCGUAACGCAGCAGGCAUUGCAACUAUGGAACUGUAUCUUGGUCUACUUGAAGACUAAUAUCAACUGUAGCAGGAAACAGCACAAAUUCAAAUAUUACAGCAAUUGUUUCUUUGGAUCUGAAGUCAUUGCUUGCUUGAAGGCUUAUCUGGGAAGGGAUGUUGCAGAAAGCAGCUUGCAUGUAGUGAGUGACAAGUUGCUUCAUGCUGGUGUGAUAGAGAGAGUAAAUGAAGGAAGUGGAGAAAGAAUACUCUCAUUCAAUCCAAGUGCACUAUACCAGUUUAAAAGCACAGAGAAAAGUAAUGAUCAGAAGACAGCUACUGCACAACCCAAUUCUUCCACUAGACGGAAAAGAUUCAUUCCAUUUGGAUUGCAAGCCUCAACUUUGAAAGCUAUGUUCAACAUAUGGCAGCUGUGGAAGAAGCACUUGUCUUCUUUAAGAGCUAACAGAAAUAGACAAGAAGACCAUCCAACUGGCACUGCUGCAGCAGAGGGUAAAGGAAGACAAGAAAAGAAAAGAAUGUCAGAGCCUCAUUGUAAGAGACAUGUUUACACUGAAAACUACAGCAGGAAGAGGAAGCCCACACAAUUAAAUAGCUCAUCUUCAAUGACAGAAUUUCUAGAAUACAAAUCAGGACAGCCUGAUUGGGUUGUGUAUGGGUUUCUUUGAAGUUAAAAGAUUUCUAUGAUGAAAUAUGUUUGUUUUUACAUCAAUGAAA